Aspergillus calidoustus is the source of this 1080-nucleotide messenger RNA. NCBI's taxonomy places the organism in Eukaryota, Fungi, Ascomycota, Eurotiomycetes, Eurotiales, Aspergillaceae. The record is from the annotation of a GenBank genome assembly.
AUGGCCAGUCAUGGCAUUCCCCGCCACAGCUCUCUCGAGGCGACCGGAGAAGCUCGUCAAGAGGAGCUGCGCAAGAUUGAAAAAUAUCGUGACCUAGAACAUACUGUUCGGGACGAGAUUGCGGGAAACCGAUAUACGCCUGAGACGUUUCAAAAGAUAUCCGAGUUACUGAAGAAGAAUCCCGAGUACUACACCGUUUGGAACUACCGCCGCAAAGUGAUUCGGCAUGAAUUCUCUCAAAUAGCCGCUGAAGAAUCAAACGAGGCGGGCGUGGACAGAAUAGCCAGUCUUAUCAAGACAGAUUUGCAGUUUCUGAUUCCCCUCCUGCGCAGCUUUCCCAAGUGCUACUGGAUUUGGAACUAUCGCUUAUGGCUUCUCGACGAAGCCAAACGUCUCCUUCCCAGAGCUGUCGCCCGCAAGGUGUGGCAGGAAGAACUUGGACUGGUAGGAAAGAUGCUUAGUCUGGACAGCCGCAAUUUCCACGGUUGGGGCUACCGACGGUUUGUGGUGGAAACUCUCGAGACUCUCGCAUCGGAAGAGGAAGGUGAGAAGAGUUUGGCCCAGACGGAAUUUGAAUACGCAAAAAAGAUGAUCGGCACCAACCUCUCGAACUUCUCUGCCUGGCACUACCGCACCAAACUCAUCCAGCGGCUACUGAGUGAGAAAUCAGCCAGUGAUGAAGAGCGAAAGCAAAUGCUCAAUGGUGAGCUGGAUCUCAUUCAUCGUGCGUUGUGUGACCCAUAUGACCAAUCACUGUGGUUCUACCACCAGAACCUGAUGUGUAUCUUUGAUCCAGUAAAGUCAAGCCGGACAAUGGCCCCAAACUUGACAAAGGCUGAGCGGCUAGAAUAUCUCCGACGGGAAAUCGAAGAAAUCCAGGAAAUGUUGGAUGGAGCUGAGGAUUGCAAAUAUCUGUACCAGGCGCUCAUAGAUUGCACGCUGCUAGCAGCUAGGGUGGAAGGGACAACUCCCGAGGGGGAUCAAAAGCAGCGAGUAUUGGACUGGUUAUCGGAGCUCAAGCAGCAAGACCCGCUAAGGGCUGGUCGGUGGCUAGAGCUGGAGCAAUCGCUUAGCGGCUAA